This is a messenger RNA of Miscanthus lutarioriparius, 675 nucleotides long. Lineage: Eukaryota; Viridiplantae; Streptophyta; Magnoliopsida; Poales; Poaceae. The record is from the annotation of a GenBank genome assembly.
AUGGACGACCUGAAGGCGAGCCUUGCGCGGCCGAUCCAGCUCGCGGAGCAGGUGAUCAAGUGGGCGGACGAGGCGCAGACGUGCCGGCAGGAGUGCCAGGACCUCAAGGCCAAGCUGGAGCGCCUCUCCACGCUGCUCCGGCAGGCGGCGCGCGCCGACCUCUACGAGCGCCCCGCGCGCCGCAUCCUCGAGGACACCGACAAGGCGCUCGACAAGGCCGCCGCGCUGCUGGAGCGCUGCUGCGGCCACGGCUUCGUCCGCCGCGUCUUCACCAUCAUCCCCGCGGGGUCGUUCAAGAAGGCCUCCUACCUGCUCGACAACUCCCUCAGGGACCUCACCUGGAUCCUCCGCGUCUCCAACUACGCCGCCUCCGACGAGGACGAGGAGGACGACCACAUCGGCCUGCCCCCCAUCGCGCAGAACGAGCCCAUCCUCUUCCUCAUCUGGGAGCAGAUCGCCGUGCUGCAGUACGGCGGGCUCGAGGCCCGCGCCGACGCCGCCGCCAGCGUCGUCUCCCUCGCGCGCGACAACGACCGCUAUGGCAGGCUCAUCAUCGAGGAGGACGGCGUCCCGCCGCUGCUGCGGCUCAUCAAGGAGGACGCGCCGACGCGCAGGAGAGCGCCGCGCUCGCCAUCAGGCUCCUCGGCCGCGACCCCGAGUGCGUCGACCUCAUGA